AUGACUGGGCUAAGGGCCAAGGUGGAAGCUGCCAAUGAUGCAGAAGAACGCUCGAAAGAUGAUCUCGACCAGCUCUGGGAACAGCUCGAGUUGAAGACGGAAGAAGUGCAGAAGUUCAGGCAGAAAGAGGCCAAGAUUCAAUCUCAGAUAAACGAUACUGAGAAAGAAUACACCGAAAACGAGGGCAAGAUCGCUCAUUGGCAGGCCGAACAUGAUAAAUUGAGAUUGAAAGAGAUAGAUGACGACAACGACGGUGAUGAGGGCGAUGACGAUGAAGCUAGUGAGGAUAGCGUUAAGGAAGGCAAGGGAGACAAUCAGGUGGACCAAAUGGACGUCGAUGAUGGUGACGAAGGCAUCAAAGCCGAACCAGAUGCUCCUACGAGGAAGAAAAAAGCUCCCGACGACCCGACCAAGCCACCAGAGCUGUCUGAGGAAGAACUCAAGAAGUUCAAAAAACGAGAUUUAAUGGUUGAUAUCGAGUAUCUAGAAGAUAAAGUGAAGCGUGCAAGGCCUAACUUGAACGUCCUCGACGAAUACAGGAAGAGAAUGGAUGAAGUAUUCAGCCGACAUAACGAGGUCGAGAAAGUGACUAAGGAACGGGAUGACAAGAAGAAACAGUACGACGACCUUCGAAAACAACGUCUCGAGGAAUUCAUGGCGGGAUUCAGCGCGAUCUCUUUGAAACUGAAAGAGAUGUAUCAGAUGAUUACUAUGGGUGGGAAUGCUGAACUGGAGUUAGUCGACAGCAUGGAUCCUUUCUCUGAGGGUAUCAUUUUCAGUGUCAUGCCGCCGAAGAAGAGCUGGAAGAACAUAUCCAAUUUGUCGGGCGGUGAAAAGACACUGAGCUCCCUUGCUCUCGUCUUUGCCCUCCAUGUUUUCAAGCCCACACCUUUAUAUUUCAUGGACGAGAUUGAUGCUGCCUUGGACUUCCGCAACGUUUCGAUCGUCGCAAACUAUAUCAAGGACAGGACGAAGAACGCUCAGUUCAUUAUCAUUUCCCUUCGUAACGACAUGUUUGAGCUCAGUCAGAGGUUGAUUGGUAUCUAUAAGACUGCUAACGUAACCCAAAGUAUAUCUAUUGACAAUCAUGCUUUGGCCGCACGGCCAGUAGCCGCCGUUCCGUCAUAA
Molecule: messenger RNA, 1128 nt
Organism: Marasmius oreades (fairy-ring Marasmius)
Lineage: Eukaryota; Fungi; Basidiomycota; Agaricomycetes; Agaricales; Marasmiaceae
Exons: 7
Coding region: 1-1128 (375 amino acids)
Biological process (GO): mitotic chromosome condensation
Source: RefSeq, a predicted model, not a curated record